Molecule: messenger RNA, 2349 nt
Organism: Falco peregrinus (peregrine falcon)
Lineage: Eukaryota; Metazoa; Chordata; Aves; Falconiformes; Falconidae
Gene: FAM89A
Product: family with sequence similarity 89 member A
Exons: 2
Coding region: 74-463 (129 amino acids)
Source: RefSeq, a predicted model, not a curated record
GGGGCGGGCUCCGGGCGGCGCCUCCCGCAGCGGGGCCGGGGCGGCUCUUUCCGUCGCUCGCCACCGCCGCAGCAUGAGCGGGCCGGGGCUGCUGGGGCCCGGUGGCGGCGCGGGGCUGCCGCCGCUGCCCAAGAGCCUGAGCGGGCUGCUGAACUCCUCCUCCUCCGGCGGCGGCGGCCAGGGCGGGCGCUGGCGGGACCUGGAGCGGCUCUACGCGCAGAAGUCCCGCAUCCAGGACGAACUGAGCGGCGGCGGCCGGGGCUCGCCGCGGCCGCCCAAGCCUCCCAACCUGGACGCGGCGCUGGCCCUGCUCCGCAAGGAGAUGGUUGGCCUUCGGCAGCUAGAUAUGUCAUUGCUGUGUCAGCUGUAUUCCCUGUAUGAAUCCAUUCAAGAAUACAAAGGUGCCUGCCAAGCUGACACUAAUGCAGACUGCACGUAUGCUCUGGAAAACGGUUUUUUUUGAUGAAGAGGAGGAAUACUUCUAGAAGCAGGAAGAUUCGCUUCCAGGCUGACUGAGGUUCUUUUGUCUUUUUCUCCCUGUAACACACCUCAGCAAGAACAACUGGAAUCUGUAUGGAUCCCUCUUCCUGAGGAGGAACACACAGCUACCCCAAGUUGUGUUAAAUUCGCUUAUUUUAACAGGCUGUCAGUACAAGUUACUCAUGCAAAUACCACUUGAGGAAAGUGCUGUACUCUAACUUUUGAAGAGUCCUCAGACAUGCUUGACAAGAGUUUUCAAUUUAAUUUGCAAGGUGGGUGUUUUCAACUUACAAACGUUGGUAGCUUAUAACUGGAAUUUCAAUUGUAGAAGACAGCAGUGACUUCCUGAGCUGUAAUAACGUGGUAAGGGGGGAGGGAAGCCUCUGCUGUGGUGUAAAUAGCUAUAGGUGAUAUUUUUUUUUUGUCAACGGUAUUGAUAAAUGCAUUUUGAACAGGCAUCUGGAUGCACGCACAUUCUCAGCUCUACUAAGCUAGUUCUGCUCUUACCAGCUGCAUCCAGUUUGUACUGGGUGGAUUGUUUACACAGUUCAAAUUUUUUUUUUUUUUCUCCUUAAGCUAAUUUUUACUUUUCCUUAUUCCUAGCUUACAAGCUGUACAUGUGAUAGUGAAUGUUAUCAGCAGGUUUUUUUCUGUUGAUCUAGUUCACUUUUUUGGUACUGCCACUUGGCAUUAACUUUUAUACUAUUGUCUGGAUUUCUCGCAUCAACAUGGCUCUUUGACCUGCUAAACUCUGUUCUGAAAUGGUUUGCUUAGCUUUUGCUGUACUGCACAGUAAAAGCACAGAUUCAAACAUAGUCUCUCUGCCACUAUGUGGCUUGGAAUAACAUGAACUGUUGUGCAAGUGUUCUUGAUCAUAUUGAAGAAUAAGGAAACCUCUCAUAUGACACAGUGGGACAAAUGGCAAUAUUUUAUACUGGGCGAACUUUGUUUCUGUAAGGUAGAAUACAGCUCUUUUUAAAAAUGCAAAAUAAGUAUUUUGAGCACAUACUUUGCAUAUGUUAAAACUUUUUAUACUAGUUCUUUGAAGUAUAACUUAUUUUUGUUUUCAGAACUUACUAAAGCACUUGCUUAAGUUUUUGUUAUUUGAUAGUGUGUACAUGUAACACUUAAUCAGCUUGGAAAAUGAGAGUUGCCAACUAUCUGAGUCUUCACACUUCCCUAUUUUAAGUAAAAUCAGUUCCCAACGCAAGUUGUAUUUCUUAACUUCAAUUCUAAAGAUUGCUGUAAAGCAUAGUGCCUGAAUCUUGACACAAACUAAUAAUCAAGGGCUUAAAUCUCAAAGGGGUUUUGCAUGGUUCAUGUCUGGCAUGCAUACAGUUUACAGAAAGAAUUAGAGAUCAUGUUCUGGGGUAGCUACUCUUGUCAUUUUUAGCAAAGGUUAGGAUGUUGCAGUGAUAAAAGCCAAGAGGCUUCCAGGGUGGAGUUUUUGUGCAUUCCCUCUAAAACCGGCUUAUUUUAGUGGAAUUUAAAGGCCACAAGAGUAAAGACUGUGCUGUAAUUGUGUAUGUGUGUACGUUUGUGGUCUAGUCUGUGGCAAUGGUUGGAUUUUUUUUUCAUGUUAGUCCUGGUCUGAUUACUUCACUCGCCCAAAACUAAAAUGAAUGGUAAGGCGAACGGAGGUAAUCCAAGUGGCUACAUCAAUACUUAAAAAGUUGUGUACAUAUGUGUGUAUAUACGUAUAUGUACACAUGUACGUACACAGAACUUAUGCUUUGACUUAAGAAUGUAUCGGCUUUGAAUAUAAUUUGCUGUGCUUUUGGUAUUUAGAUGAGACUUUUUCUAGUCUGUCAAAGUACUGCUAUUUUCUUGCUCUUUCCCAAAAAAUAAAAAGCAUGAUGUUUAGCAUAA